CCGCGAGCGGUCGAUCCAAUGUAAACGUACCGCGUUUCGCUAUUCGAGAUUCGACUUGGCGAUAUAAAACCCGCGCAGGCAAAGAACACUGCUACAAACGAUUUUAGUUGGGUGCUGUUGUGCCGCCCCAAGUGCCAAAUAUUCUAAGUGAACUAAAAACUAAAGCAAACACACAGUUAUGGCGGUCCGGAGUGUCUGGCUCUUGUCCGCGGUUUUAUCACUGACAUUCGCUGGGGCAAGUGCCUACGGAUUUGGACGUUGCCCGAAUUACCCAUCGAUGCCAAAGUUCAACAUGAGUCGGGUCCUUGGCCAUUGGUUCGAGGUGGAGCGCUCGUUUUACCUUCCCGAAAUAGCUUCUGGAUGCACUACCUUCCAGUUUGAGCCGUACAACAAGGCGGAAUUAUCCAAAUUUUCCAACUUCAAGCUGGCGGUGGCUAUCAAAAACAUCAAUCGCAUAACUGGAAAUCCAAACGUCAACAUCGGUUAUGCUACGCCGGAAAACAGUCGAUCAUCCAUCAUGGAUUUUAAGUUCACCACUCGUUUUCCGGAGGUCAUCGCCCGACUUCUGCCAGGUUCCGGGAAGUAUCAGGUGCUCUACACGGACUACGAUAACUUUGCCAUUCUGUGGUCCUGCGGCAGCAUUGGAUCCCUCGGUCAUUCCGACCAGAUCUGGAUCCUUGGACGUGAUCGGGACUUUGAGGUGGACGUCCGUUCCAAGGUUUACGACGUGCUAAAGCGGCUCUCUUUGGAUCCCGAAAGGCUGAUCAUCAGCAAGAACAAACAAUGCCCAGAGGCGCUGUAAAGAGCUCCGUGCCCGGCCCAUCCCCCAUCUAUAUAUUUAAGUUCAUUCGGUUAAGGAACAAAUUCCAUUUGAUGCCUAAUCAUUUAGGCUGCUGUGAUAUCGAGGAGUGUGUGAAUCGGCGGAGUGAGGUGAAAAAAACGCAAAUACAGAAACAAAUAAGAGUA
Molecule: messenger RNA, 966 nt
Organism: Drosophila takahashii
Lineage: Eukaryota; Metazoa; Arthropoda; Insecta; Diptera; Drosophilidae
Gene: GLaz
Product: Glial Lazarillo
Biological process (GO): response to reactive oxygen species; lipid metabolic process
Cellular component (GO): cytoplasm
Source: RefSeq, a predicted model, not a curated record